ACGGUGGUGUUGCGACAGUGUCGUCAAGGCCGACGGCAGGGUGACAAUUUGACCAGUUGUCCUCUAAACCGGUUUGCCCGAAUCUCUCUCAAACAAUAAAUCAGGUUUCAUUUGGGCAAUCGACAAACUUAAUCAUGGCAGGAGUAAUUGCACGAAAAGCCAUCGACCAUGUGAGAAGCAAGGAUUUCAGAGAUUACUUGAUGAGCACGCAUUUCUGGGGUCCAAUUGCAAACUGGGGUCUUCCAAUUGCGGCCAUCUCUGAUAUGAAGAAGAGCCCAGAGAUUAUAAGUGGCAGAAUGACCUUUGCGUUGACCUGCUACUCGCUGCUCUUCAUGCGAUUCGCCUAUAAGGUGCAGCCUCGCAAUUGGUUGCUUUUUGCUUGCCAUUUGACCAAUGAAUCGGCUCAGCUCAUUCAGGGUGGUCGACUCAUCAAAUAUAACAUGGAGAAGAAGAGGGCGUCUUAGUGGCAGCAUGAAGCCUUCACGUCAGCUUCCUGCCUGGAGAGCGAGUUUCAGUGGAGGGGGCCUGCUGAUUAAGGAUCUACCUUGACCACCACAGUACAAAACGUAGAGCCCCUAAGAGUAUUCUUUGCUGCUAGCGCCGAACCCUAAUGGUUCAUUUUCAGCAUUUAGUUGUAGUUUGGAUCGUAGGAUGUACUUCACAGGGAUAUUAACACAGACGGUUCUCAGAAAUAUCAAACUGUAUGUAGUUUUAUUUUUACAACUUAAGCCACGCAUCAUCGUAAUUGGGGAGAAUGUAAAUCAUCACAAAUGUAGCCUAUACUUUGUUAGCUAUGUAAAAAUGUUACAAUGUUCGCUCUUAAACCAUCUUCAAACAAAUAGUGGUUGAUGAUUUAAAUUAAAUUGUAAUCUUUUAAUUUAUGUAAUGAAAGUUCUUGAAUUAAUAUUUGAACAUGAAACCUAAUGAAUGAUAUGAAUUAAAAACAAGACACAUAUUUAAUUUUACCCUCUAAGGCCCACUUUGUAUGAUGUACUACAUUGUACGGUCUGCAACAAUUAAAUUCAGAUUUUCUUCUGAGACUACGGAUUAUUAUAUGACCAAAUUGUGUUUUGAAACUCGACUGGAGAAGUGUUGACUUUGUAUGCUUCUUGGUGAAUUAUUCUACAAGGGUAAUAAAUUACUCAGAUUA
Gadus macrocephalus (Pacific cod) is the source of this 1150-nucleotide messenger RNA. It is a transcript of the gene mpc1, whose product is annotated as mitochondrial pyruvate carrier 1. Bases 135 to 464 code for a protein of 109 amino acids. Gene Ontology annotation, cellular component: mitochondrial inner membrane. Gene Ontology annotation, biological process: pyruvate import into mitochondria. The transcript is spliced from 5 exons. The record is from RefSeq and is a predicted model, not a curated record. NCBI's taxonomy places the organism in Eukaryota, Metazoa, Chordata, Actinopteri, Gadiformes, Gadidae.